Hymenoscyphus albidus is the source of this 2734-nucleotide messenger RNA. The record is from the annotation of a GenBank genome assembly. NCBI's taxonomy places the organism in Eukaryota, Fungi, Ascomycota, Leotiomycetes, Helotiales, Helotiaceae.
GCUGCGAACCCCUUAAAAACUCCGAGGGAAUCAGCGAAUCAGGCGCCAGCUCCCAGCGCCAAGGCUACAAGGCUCGAGGACAGCGUGUUGUAAGUAAAUACGAAUACUGGUAGCCGUAGCGAAUUCCUCAGCUCUCAGACUCACGUUGCAGUUGCACACUACUAACAGAACCCAUUUGUCGCUCCUUUACGCCCUUAUGUAUUUUUGCCAUUCAUCUCGGCUAUGAUCUAGCGGCGUCCAUGAACGCCCUCCGCGACCCAUUUAGCUUACAUCGCUCGCCCGCCUACCACAUCCUCAAAGGGACAGCAACCAGAGCCGCCACCGAAGUCACGCAGAAAGUCGUCGAGGCUGGCACCCAGGCAUACGAAAGCGGCAAGCAAGCCAUCGAGGACAUGUCGACCUUUUCCGUCCCCAAGAAUGUCCCCUCCUUCACGAACCCGCAGCGCGAACUCGAAAAUAGGGUCUGGGGAUCCUCGGGCGUGACGGCGCGAUCGGGGGCUGCGGGUAAUGGGGGUGUCAUUGGGGGGAUCCAGGGUCGUGUGGGUGGACUUCUGGGUCAGUCGAGGGAUCUACCGAUGUAUAAGGACAAACCGUACUCGUAUGUAGCCUCGCGGCGGCAGCGAUCGAUAUGGAAACGGAAGAGGACAUUUGGAUUUGGAGGGUUCUUGUUCCUCGGUUUGCUGUACUUUCUGGGGUAUUUUGGGGAUGACGAGAAUACGACGGAGAAGGCAAAGGAGACCUGGAAAUGGUUACAGCGGCCUGAAAAGGUGGGUCAAAUCGACUGGAAUGAUCGCAGGGAUAGGGUUACGGAUGCGUUUAAGCUGAGUUGGGAUGCAUAUGAACGGUAUGCGUGGGGAUAUGAUGAAUUUCAUCCGGUUUCGAAGAAUGGGAGGCAGAUGACGCCUAAGGGGAUGGGGUGGAUUAUUGUGGAUGCGCUGGAUACGAUGAUGUUGAUGAACUUGACUAGUCGACUUACCCAUGCUCGAGAAUGGAUGAAAACCUCGUUGGAUUACGAGCAGGAUCAAGAGGUUAAUACCUUUGAGACGACCAUUCGAAUGCUGGGAGGGCUUUUGUCUGCCCAUUAUUUAUCCACUGCAUUUCCAGAUUUGGCACCAUUAACAGAUGACGAUGAAGGCGCAGCUGGUGAAGAUCUAUACCUGGAAAAAGCUAAGGAUUUGGCUGAUCGCCUGAUGGGUGCUUUUGAAUCUCCAUCAGGUGUCCCUUACGCCAGUGUCAAUUUGAAGACAUUCAAAGGUGUCGAGUCGCACGCUGAUGCAGGCGCUUCUUCAACUGCAGAGGCAGCUACCCUGCAACUUGAACUCAAAUAUCUCACCAAACUUACCGGCGAGACAUUGUACUGGGAAAAGGCAGAACACGUCAUCAAAGUGAUCGAUAAUAAUGGUCGAGAGGGUGGACUUGUCCCAAUUUACAUUUAUGCUAAUGAUGGCACAUUUCGUGGAGAGAACAUCAGACUUGGUAGCCGAGGGGACUCUUACUAUGAGUAUCUCAUCAAGCAGUAUCUUCAAACAUCGAAAGAAGAGCCCAUAUACGAGGAGCUGUGGGAUGAAUCUUUGGCUGGUGUUCGAAAACAUCUCAUCACUUACUCGAAACCAUCUAAAUUUACAGUACUUGCAGAACGACCUGAAGGUUUACAUGAACCUUUAUCACCAAAGAUGGAUCAUCUUGUUUGUUUCAUGCCUGGGACCAUCGCAUUGGGUGCUACGGGUGGAUUAACAGAAGCUGAAGCGCGCAAACUCCCCACGUGGAGCACCAAGAAGGAUGAAGAAAUGGUACUCGCUCGUGAAUUGAUGCAAACUUGCUGGGGAAUGUACAAAGUCAUGGCGACAGGACUUGCACCUGAGAUUGCACAUUUUCAUAUGGAAGAGCCGCCACCACCUCCAUCAACACCGCACAAGUCUACCAUUGACAUGGAUGACGACUCGCCAGAUGCAGAGUGGAAGAAAGAUUUCCUGAUCAAGGGACUUGAUAGACAUAACCUCCAACGACCAGAAACGGUCGAGAGUUUGUUCUAUAUGUGGCGAAUCACAGGUGAUGUGAUGUACCGAGAAUGGGGAUGGGCGAUGUUCAACGCUUUCCUCAAGUACACUGCCGUUGACGAGGGCGGUGGAUUCACAAGUUUGGAUAACGCGGAUGCCAUUCCUCCUCCAUUUAGGGAUAAUAUGGAAAGUUUUUGGCUGGUACGUUCUUCUCUCCUUUCAUACAACUUACCGCGACCCAAAAUACUGACGAUUCGAUAGGCUGAAACUUUGAAAUAUUUCUACCUCCUCUUUUCACCCAAUGACUUGAUCCCAUUAGAUAAAGUGGUCAUGAACACUGAAGCUCACAUCUUCCCGCGGUUCAAGCUGGGCAAGAUGUUCAAGACGGGAUGGCAGCGUAAGAAGCGAGAUAAAGAUGGGAAGAUCAUCCCCGAUCCUCCCGCUAAGGUCAAGGUCGAGACGAAGACGGUGGAGGUCGUCAAAACUGGUGGCUCAUAAUGAGUCAAUGGAUGGGAUGCGGGUUGUAUAUAGGUAACCGGUUAUUAUGAUUAUGUAUUUUUAUUAUUAAAAGUCGGAGCUUAUUAUCUUGGUCGUUUCUCUUGACCCUUUUCUUCUUUUUUCUCUUGAUCUUUUUUUUUGAUCCUCUUCCCUUGAUCUUCUUCUUCUCUUGGCCUAUAUAUCAAAUUAGUCUACAAGUACUCGGUACUUUUCGAAUUUAUAUACAUAUAAGAGAGACA